AUGCAACAGAGUAAUGGCGGUGCGCAAUUUAGCUCCUCCGAGUUAAAGGAUCUAUUCCGUCUGGACGAAGAACGCGCUUGUCAAACUCACGAAUUGAUAGGGUGCCAGUGUGGUGGUAGGGGUAUCACCGAUUCUUCUGUCCCUGUUUCUGGGACCGCAACGCCAGCGGAUGGGUCUGAUGAGGAAUUGUCAGAUGCCCCAUCUGUGGAGGACUUGGAUUCUGACGAUUCCUUGCUUGAACCUUUGAGGUUGACUCGUGCUUCUGAUGUCGAUAUGGAGAAGCAGGAACGUGAGAUUCGUGAUGGUACUCUGCGUUCUAAGAUGGCGGGAAAGAAAAACAAGGGCAAGCACGAGAAGUCUAAGGACUCGAAGGAUAAGAUGCAUCAGACUCUGGCUCAGUAUGCGCAUAUCGAUCCUACUCUCCUGAACCCCGAUGUCGAGGACGAGGAGCUUGAAGCUGCUGUUGAUGACGAUGUGCUUGUCUCUAUGCUCAAGGAUGAGUGUAACUUGAUCGGGUAUGUCUUCAAGAAGACCAAUGGUGCAGAGAUGGGAACUUGA
Penicillium salamii is the source of this 558-nucleotide messenger RNA. Lineage: Eukaryota; Fungi; Ascomycota; Eurotiomycetes; Eurotiales; Aspergillaceae. The record is from the annotation of a GenBank genome assembly.